Messenger RNA from Thrips palmi, 1318 nucleotides. RefSeq lists its product as uncharacterized. Lineage: Eukaryota; Metazoa; Arthropoda; Insecta; Thysanoptera; Thripidae. The coding region runs from base 136 to 819 and encodes 227 amino acids. Gene Ontology annotation, molecular function: chitin binding. Gene Ontology annotation, cellular component: extracellular region. The record is from RefSeq and is a predicted model, not a curated record. The transcript is spliced from 4 exons.
GCCAGGGAGUGCGUUAGCGAGGCGGUCGGUGUGUGCGUGCGGUCGCAGUGCGGUGUGUGCGUGUGCUUCGGGGAGUCGGGGAGGAGUGCGGUCUGUGAUUUACUUCAGUUUCAACAAGCAAAGCCCGGCACCGCCAUGGACAGAGUCGUGGUCGCUGUGCUCGCGUCUUCGCUGGUGGUUGCUUUGGCCGCCGCCGCCCCUAGGAUAAGGGUGGCGCGGGACACUGGCGCGGCGCUGCGGCUGGGGCUGCCGUCCAACGCCACCUCCAUCCGCGCGGGCGAGAUGCUGUCGGAGCGCUUCUCGUGCGCCGGCCGGCACUACGGCUACUACGCGGACCCGGACAACGACUGCCAGCUGUUCCACGUGUGCCUGCCCGUGCAGUUCGACGACGGCCGCGGCGCCAUGUACAAGUGGAGCUUCGUGUGCCCCGAGGAGACCAUCUUCAACCAGGAGACCUUCACGUGCAGCCGGCGCGAGGACGCCAUCUCGUGCCAGGACUCGGAGCGCUUCUACGGCCUCAACGAGGACCUCGGCGUGUCGCGGCGCCAGCAGCAGCAGCAGGAUCAGGACCUCGACGACGCCGACAACGCGGCCGACACCAUGCCCGACGACAACAUGGCCGACGUCGUGGAGGACACGGCGUCAUACCAGCACCCGGUGCAGGCGGUGCAGCACCAGCAGGGCAUGGUCAGGCCCAUGGAGGGCAGGCCGCAGGCCCUGCAGCAGGCCCAGGCGGACGGCCCGCAGCAGCAGGCCACCACGGACACCUCCGACGAGGGCACCAACAAGUACGGAGCCUUCACCACCAUCAGAUACUAACCACUGCUGCAGCAUGCCGCGCUCGAGUUUCCUCUCUGAGAUCUCCUCCCUUCCACCUUCCUGAGUCCACCUCUGUGCUUCCGUCUGUUUUGUUUAAUCUGCCACUCUCAUCAUUCUAUUCUACCAUUACAUGCUUAAGAAUUUUGAUGUAGUAAUGGUGAUAUUAGUUUGGCGUCAAGGGGCAGUUUCGUUUCCAUCUUGAAGUAAACGGAAGAUGAUGUUGCACAAAUAUGUGACGAAACCUCUGAUGAAAGCAAGGUGAUAUUGUGCCACAGUGAAAAUGUAUUCUGAGGAAAUCUUGUCCACAACUUAUUUAUUUUUUCACCUGUUUGAGUGGAUAAGAUUGCCUCGGUCAUGGUUAAGGAGCCUUGGUCUACAAAAUUAGAUUUUGUAAAUCGAUGCUCUUCUUGCAAUACCCAUGUGAAAUAGUUAUUUUACUCUAAUAAAGGAAAGUGAUCAAUACUAUCUUGUCAUUGUUGAAAUAAAUACUGCAAAUUUG